AGAGCCCGGUUGUGAAACUUGUUUUGAAAAAAGUCAAUAAAAUCACGUGAAAUGGAAACAUACAGUGAUACGUAUGGUUAUACCUAUUUAUUAUCCCCUGAAGGAGUAACGAACAAUUGGGGAUGUGUAUCCCCUGAAUCAUACGAAAGUUAUUCAGAAGAAAACUAUAAAUCUUCAUCUCCUGACUCUUUAACUAGGAGCAAAAGCAGAGUGACGCCGGUGGUCCUGAGAAAAAGACGUUUGGCAGCUAACGCUAGAGAAAGGAGAAGAAUGCAAAAUCUAAAUCAGGCCUUCGAUAGGCUAAGAACCUUCCUACCUCAACUAGGACAAGAUAGGCAGUUGUCUAAGUACGAAACCUUACAGAUGGCACAAACUUACAUCACAGCCCUGUACGAUCUUCUGGAUCAACGUGAGUCUAUACAGUGAAGAUUAUUUCUAUUAUUUUUUUAAAUGUAUUAGUUAAAGCCAAAGUUGUUAUCUAGAUUUUUAUGUAUAGCUAGUAGAUAUAUGUAUAUAUUUUUGACUGAUAAUAUUAUUUAUUUGUUUUAGUAAUUUUAAGUUAGUUUAGG
Molecule: messenger RNA, 569 nt
Organism: Psylliodes chrysocephalus
Lineage: Eukaryota; Metazoa; Arthropoda; Insecta; Coleoptera; Chrysomelidae
Source: the annotation of a GenBank genome assembly